AUAUAUAACGGUCGCCGCCGUAAUCGGAGGAUUGUGAUGGAAGAUGAGCAUCAUAAUGCUGAUCUGACAGAAGGCAGCAAUGUACAAGCAUCCAGGCAAGAAGGCACCGAGGAUGAUGUGGAAGAGAUGGAGGAGCAUCCGGAGAUGGACGAGCUGUCUCCUGACGUUGGCCACAGCCGGAAUAGACGUAUACAUUCUGCACUCGACGUCCAUUACGUUUCGACCGCCAAGAAAGAAUCGGAUGACAACCGCGAAUCUGAGGCGGGAGAGGAUCCCGCUGUUCCUGCUCGCCCUGUGCAAAAUCCAGAACAACCUCACCCAGCCGGCAAUGGUUCCAAGAGCACAAAAGCGACUAGGAACGGGUCUUGGAAACGGAAGGGGCGCAGACCCACCCAAUUGAUCAACGUACUGCGUAUCAACGGUCUUCGCAAUAAUAGUAUCACAGCUGCUGACUCUACAAGGUCUCUUGUGGAGGAAAUUCUCCUGGGCGAGAUCAAUAAGGACGCAGAGAAGGUCAGCCGUGUAACAAACCCUGCCCGUCGUAAGCAGCUUAAGACGAAAAUCAUGCACACCUUGUCUUACAGCGAGGCUUUGGGCGAACGCUUAAUGGUGCUUCAAGAUGCUAAUGAUUCUCUUGUUGGCUCCUCGCUUCGGCUCAAGAAGUUCAAGAAACAAAAGUUGGACAAGCGGCGCGAGUACCUAGCCAUUCAACGGGAGCGCCAAGAACUCGCAGUCAAGAUGGAUCAGAUUCGUGAACACCACUUCUACGAGAAGGCUGCCUUUGACGCCCAAAACGAGCUCAGCAACUCAAUAUUCGACAUCCAGAUGGCUAUUCGGAGCGGACGGAAGCAAGCGCAACAUCAGGGAAGGGAAGACGAAGGUCCAUAUGCCCCAUUGAAGAUGGUGCUGGAAAAUGUUGCCAAGAAUGUUGAUUCGGGAGGGUUGUUGGCUUCAGCGAAGAGUUUUAAUCGUAUCCUGGAGAGGGCGGCGAGCUUCCUGGAGGGAAGGGCGUGAAUCUGCUUUGGUUCUUCCCCUCCACUGCUUGCAUGGUGAAAUGAUGGAAUGUGCAGAUUCAUUUCUGUAACAGCAGGCAGCACCAUUAAUGCUUCCCGACACGGCAUGAAUUGUG
This is a messenger RNA of Lindgomyces ingoldianus, 1129 nucleotides long. RefSeq lists its product as uncharacterized. The transcript has a single exon. The record is from RefSeq and is a predicted model, not a curated record. The coding region runs from base 37 to 1014 and encodes 325 amino acids. Lineage: Eukaryota; Fungi; Ascomycota; Dothideomycetes; Pleosporales; Lindgomycetaceae.